UUAUCCAAGCAAAAAAAACAGUGAAAUUGUACUACCUAAAGCUAUCAACCAGUCAUUCAAAUCUUCCAAUUGAUCAAGCUUAUAAUUGAAAAUCUCUCUCACCAGAAGAAGAAGAAGAAGAAGAAUGUCUGUUCUUGCUUCAUUCCAGAGAAGGUUGGAAGGGAAGGUGGCACUCAUCACUGGAGGUGCCAGUGGCAUUGGCGAGAGCACUGCCAGACUCUUCUGUAAACACGGCGCCAAGGUGGUUGUGGCCGACAUGCAAGAUGAGCUUGGGAGGUCUGUCUGCGCUGAUAUCAGUCCGACAGAAGCUUCUUUCAUCCACUGUGAUGUUACAGAUGAAGAUAAUGUCAGUCAUGCAGUAGAUCAUACAAUUACAAAGUAUGGCAAGUUAGAUAUAAUGUUCAACAAUGCAGGCAUCAACCACAUGCUCAAGCCGAACAUCUUGAACAUCAGCAAGGAGGAAUUUCUACAAGUGCUUAAUGUUAAUCUAGUUGGCGUAUUCUUAGGCACAAAGCAUGCGGCUCGAGCAAUGAUUGCUGCUCGUCAGGGGAGCAUAAUAAACACGGCAAGUGGAGUAUCACAGUGUGUACUUCCUGAAUUUCAUGCCUAUGUGAGCUCAAAAUAUGCAGUGGUUGGACUCACGAGAAAUACCGCAGCAGAGCUGGGGAGGUUUGGAAUACGAGUGAAUUGUGUGUCACCGGGUGGAGUGGCAACAAGGAUGACAGAAGGGCUUGGAGGACUAGGGAAACAAGAGUUUGAAGCCAUGAUGAGUUCUUUGGGUUAUCUUAAGAAUGUUAAAUUGAAAGCCGAAGAUAUUGCAGAUGCUGUGCUCUACUUGGGAAGUGAUGAGUCUAAGUAUGUGACUGGGCAUAACCUUGUGGUGGAUGGGGGUUUGUCUUUUGGAAGGGCAUGUGUAGAGUUGGCUAAGCCUUGAUAUUGGCUGGACCAGCAUGAAUUUCUUUGACGACUCUUGUUUAUUUUCAAAACAUGCAAGAUAAUGCUAUAGUUUUUCAUGU
Messenger RNA from Dioscorea cayenensis subsp. rotundata (Guinea yam), 1016 nucleotides. Its product is annotated as secoisolariciresinol dehydrogenase-like. Lineage: Eukaryota; Viridiplantae; Streptophyta; Magnoliopsida; Dioscoreales; Dioscoreaceae. The transcript is spliced from 2 exons. Gene Ontology annotation, molecular function: oxidoreductase activity. The record is from RefSeq and is a predicted model, not a curated record. The coding region runs from base 125 to 934 and encodes 269 amino acids.